This is a messenger RNA of Plenodomus lingam JN3, 402 nucleotides long. Lineage: Eukaryota; Fungi; Ascomycota; Dothideomycetes; Pleosporales; Leptosphaeriaceae. The record is from RefSeq and is a predicted model, not a curated record.
AUGGGUGCAGGCCCUCGUUUCAGGAUGAUGCCUGAUGCCGUGCCCGGCGUGCGUGCCGUGGGCAAUUUCGCCAUCCGCCGCCAAGCGCCUCUUCCAACGAUGAUAGUGGCCCGUCCCUCAAAUUGGCACGAGACGCACGGCGGUAACGGAGUACACAGUGCCCCAACUUCUGGCUACAUGCUGCAAGAUGCCAGCUUCAGUCGCCUGUCGCUGCAACGCAAGUCGCCCUGUACCGGUGCCGUAUGUAUGUACACACACUACAUACGGUACAUACGACAGCAUGUACUGUGUAAGCGCAAGGAUUGGAACAAGCACAGCGGAAAUUUAUGGUACCACAACAGGAAGGAAGACGUGGUCAUCAUCAGCACCAGCACCAGUACCAGCACGCAGAAGAGCGCCUAA